This is a messenger RNA of Vicia villosa (hairy vetch), 817 nucleotides long. RefSeq names its product embryo-specific protein ATS3A-like. The transcript has 2 exons. The record is from RefSeq and is a predicted model, not a curated record. NCBI's taxonomy places the organism in Eukaryota, Viridiplantae, Streptophyta, Magnoliopsida, Fabales, Fabaceae. Gene Ontology annotation, molecular function: protein binding. The coding region runs from base 25 to 591 and encodes 188 amino acids.
UUUGUAUCCUUAAAAGACAACAAAAUGGAGCUGAUGAAGAACAAUGGAGGAGGAUAUUUCAUCUUUUGUUGUGUGCUUUUGCAUGUUAUUGUAGCUGGAUGUGAGAGUGUAGAAGCACCAUUACAAAAGAAAAAUUGCACCUAUGUAAUCACUAUAGAAACCACAUGUACAUGGGGAGCUGAAACGUCAAAUCAUGUGAGCCUAAGAUUUGGAGACACAAACUCAAGUGAAGUAUUGGUUAGAACCCUAAAUUCCAAGCAUCUAAGACAAGUUGACCCAUUGGAGCCUGAGGUUCUUGAUGACAUCCCAAGUAAACCAUUUCAAGCAUGUGUGGUCGAUGAGUUUGUCGUCACGGCACCAUGUGUUGAGUCCCCCAUCUGUUACUUGUACCUCAAGUUAGUUGGAAAUGACGACUGGCGGCCUGGAUUUGCACAGGUUGAAGUGCUUGAGGGCUCUCACCUUAGCUCCAAUAAUUUCUAUUUUCGAAGGUAUUUGCCUAGGCUAGUUUGGCAUGGUUUAGAUGUAUGUGAUAGUGAGGUUAGUCCUUUUGGUUUCAAGAAGAAGAGAAAGGUUCAUGUGGAGAAUCCAUGAGUGAUGUGAAAUUAUGUACAACUUUCUAUUUUAUAGUGUUUCUUUUGAUCAUGUAGCAUGUGGUUAUCUCCUUGAAAUGUAAGUUGUUAAGUAGGAGAUCUCUAUCAAAAAUGAUGGUUGUAUGUAAUACAUAUGGGCUUGAAAUUUGGGAAUGAAUUUACUGUUAAUGAUUUUUAAGGAACUCAGAUUAAGAUGUGUUGUGAUAUCAUUUAUUAUUUGUUAAGAA